GGUUUUGGUUACACGUAGGCACCCGACCUUCCACCGACUUCAUCAUCCCCAACUCCCCAAGCCCGUUCCUCCUUAGCCCCACGUCACCGCCGCCUCCGCCUCCCCGCCGGCGAUGGACCUGCCAACCCCGUCGCCGUCUCCGUCUCCGUCUCCGUCGGAUUCGCCGCCGCCGGUCAACUGGGAUUCGCUCGACGCCCUCGUUCUCGACUUUGUCAGAUCCGACCGCCUCAUCGCCCCAUCCGCUUCCCCAUCGCCGCCCUCAUCCCCAUCCUCCUCCACCACCACAGCCACCUCCACCUCCUCCUCAUCCCCAUCCACCUCGACCUCCUCUUCUUACUGCUCGCGCAUCCUCAUCCGCCUGGCCCGUCGCGCGCUCGAGGCUGGUGACGUCGACGCCGCCCUCGCGCUCCUCCGAGCUCACGCCCCUGCCGCGCUUCUCGAUCACCGCCUCCUCUUCCACCUCCACAAGCAGAGAUUCGUUGAGCUGGUCAGGAGGGGUACGGAGGCAGACAGGGAAGCGGCGCUGGAUUGCCUCCGCACAGCUCUCGCGCCUUGUGCCCUCGACGCCUACCCGGAAGCUUACGAGGAAUUCAAGCAUAUACUGCUGGUUUUGAUAUAUGACAAAGAUGAUCAAUCUUCCCCGGUCACCAACGAGUGGUCUAUAAAGAGGAGAUUUGAACUUGCUGGAUUGCUGUCAUCCAUAUUAAGAGCUCAGCUACAGGCUUAUGAUCCUAUUCUCUCAAUGACCUUACGGUACUUAAUAAGCAUUCACAAAGUAUUUUGCUCGAGGCAAGGAAUUUCAUCACCUAUAUCUGAUCUGACUGAGCGUCUACUCUUUGAGGACCGUGAUCUACCUGCAGUUCCUCAUGAAUGUUCAGUAGAAGCACCGCCAUUUGACGAGGUUGAUGUUCAAGCCCUAGCACAUGCAGUUGAGUUGACAAGGCAAGGCGCUGUUGACAGCUUAAAGUUUGCAAAAGGAGAUCUAUAUCAAGCAUUUCAGAAUGAACUAUGCCGAAUGAAGAUGGACCUGUCGCUUCUGGAUAAACUUGUACAUGAGUACUGUGUAUACAGGGGAAUAGUUGAAGGCUGUUCUCAUGCCCUUCCUGGAACUUCUGACUUGAAAUGUAGUCAAAACACUGAUGUUAGUUCCAUAAAUAAACAAAGAACCGAUAGUGAAACACAUCUUGAAUGUGAGAUGGCUGACAAUCAGGAUGGCGGCUGUAGCACCAGUGAUAUUACCUAUCAUGAUUCCUGGUCCAAGAGAAUACGAAAGGAUAGAAGUAGUACAUCAGGGCAGGGAAGACGAAAGAGAUGGAGAGGUCGAUCCGAUGAUCUGAAUUAUGCCUGUGAGACGCCAGCGGAUGGAGAUCGUGAAAUCUUGUCUCCUUCCUUUGACAUGGACGAAGAUGUUCUGAUACAGAAACAGGACCUGGUGGCAGAUUCUGGUUUUUCUGAUACUAGGGAUAUGCAAGAUCAGAAGUAUGAGGUUAUUUUGGAGAUGAGGGACCUCACAAGAAAAGGAAUGGCUUCUAAAGUUGUGGAUGAAAUAAACGACAUAGAUCCUGGUUUUUUCACCCAAAAUCCCGUUCUUCUGUUUCAGCUAAAACAGGUUGAGUUUCUUAAGCUAGUAGCUGGUGGUGAUCAUGUAGCUGCUCUCAAGGUUGCAUCCUCUCAUCUGGGACCUAUUGCUGCCAGUAACCAAGCUUUACUGAAGCCUUUGAAGGAAACUUUGGUAACACUCAUACAACCCAGUGAAAAUGUACUCACAAAGGCAGUAUCCUUGCCUGUUCUUGCAAGUUCUCUACAGCUUGCUAUAAGCAGGAGGCUUGGUAUUGAGGAACCUCAGUUGAUGAAGAUAAUCAGGACAACACUUCAUACACACACUGAAUGGUUUAAACUUCAGAUGUGCAAAGACCAUUUUGAUAAUUUUUUGAAAAUUGAUUCUCUAAAAGAGAUUGAUCCAUCUGUGAGUCACAGUAUGUCCAAAGCUCCAACAGAUGAAUGUGGAAAUGGUUCUUCUCAAAUCACAACAUGCUCAAGUGGCAAGGUUCCAGAUGAAGGUAGUAGCCCUCAAGUGCUGUCAGAAGUUGCCUGUGAUGAAAGUGCUAUAAUCAAAGUUAUGGAAUUCCUUGCUUUGCCAAGGGCGGAUGCCAUCCAACUGCUCAUGCAGUACAGUGGAGAUGCAGAGACAGUCAUCCAGCAAAUCUUUUCGUAGUUCUGUAUGUACAGACCACACAUGUUCUAUUCGUUUUCGAAAGUAAAAUAUUUCUUCAUACUUGUCCUCCAUUAGCUGUAUUUGAACUAGGUUCCCCCUUUCAAUCGUGUGUGUCCAUGUAACACUGAAACAUUGAAGAAAAACAUACGAGGCACCAAAGAAUAAAGAAGCAGGAGCAUGUAAUGAAAAUCUUUAAACUUGUGAUGGAUGGUUUGAUCUCA
Lolium perenne is the source of this 2436-nucleotide messenger RNA. RefSeq lists its product as uncharacterized. The record is from RefSeq and is a predicted model, not a curated record. NCBI's taxonomy places the organism in Eukaryota, Viridiplantae, Streptophyta, Magnoliopsida, Poales, Poaceae.